Messenger RNA from Phaethon lepturus (White-tailed tropicbird), 1264 nucleotides. It is a transcript of the gene TMEM237, whose product is annotated as transmembrane protein 237. Gene Ontology annotation, biological process: cilium assembly. The record is from RefSeq and is a predicted model, not a curated record. NCBI's taxonomy places the organism in Eukaryota, Metazoa, Chordata, Aves, Phaethontiformes, Phaethontidae. The coding region runs from base 1 to 1182 and encodes 393 amino acids. Gene Ontology annotation, cellular component: ciliary transition zone. The transcript is spliced from 13 exons.
AUGGGAAAGAAACAAGUGUGCCCACCUCGUGCCCUCCCUCCAGUGCCAAGUGGAAACCAAGAUGAAAUUCCACUUAGUCGUCCCAAAAAAAGGAAACCCAGAGGAAAGACUCCAUUAGAUGGCAUUGUCCAAGCAGCUGUUCGUCGGCAGUCUGAAAGCAGUGAGCCUCUAACUCUUGAACCUCAUGAUGUCCCUCCUCAGAGGAAACGCAAGAAGAAGAAAGUAGCUACUGAUUCUGAGACAUCUUUUACCCAGCAAAAUGCUGCAUCCCUAUUUCAGAAUGGAAAUGGCAUGGAUGUUCCUGAAGUUGAAGAAACAGUGAUCCGCAAACAGAGAAAAAGAACAAAAAAACCUCGGCCCGCUGAAAUACAGUGUUCCAGUGAGCUGGAAGUGGAGGAGGAAGACAUCAUUGAAGAUGAGCACAGAAAAAGCUCAGAUCAGCAGCCUGUGUUUGCUGCUCCUACUGGAAUUAGCCAGCCUGUUAGCAAAGUGUUUGUUGAAAAAAAUCGGCGUUUUCAGGCAGCUGACCGUGCAGAAUUGAUUAAAACCACUGAAAAUAUCAAUGUACUUAUGGAUGUGAAGGCUUCAUGGACUACCAGAGAUGUUGCCCUCUCAGUGCACCGAAGUUUCAGGGUGAUGGGACUCUUUGCACAUGGCUUCCUUGCUGGGUAUGCCAUAUGGAACAUCAUUGUUAUCUACAUUUUGGCAGGAAAUCAGCUUUCCACAGUUUCUAACCUGCUCGAGCAGUAUAAGACACUAGCAUACCCAGCUCAAAGUUUGUUGUAUUUGUUGCUGUCUAUCAGUACAGUGUCAGCCUUUGACAGGAUUGAUUUGGCAAAAGCAUCAGUUGCACUGAGGAGCUUUCUUACCCUAGACCCAGCAGCAGUAGCCUCUUUCUUGUACUUUGCUGCUCUUAUCUUAUCCUUAAGCCAGCAGAUGACGUGUGACAGAAUUAAUCUCUACACACCACCUUCAGAAAAUGGCAGCAUCUGGACGGCAGGUACGGAGGAAGAAAUUGUUCAGCCGUGGGUUGUGGUGAAUCUUGUAGUGUCUAUUCUAGUUGGGACAAGUUGGAUCUUCUUGUCUUACCGACCAGAGCUAGACCACAGUGAAGAACUGAUGUUUCAUGCUGAAAUCGAGGAAUUUCCCCGGGGAGAUACCAUACCCAGAGUCCAGCCGUAGUGUGGAACAAGCAUCUGCAGUCUUGUAGCUGUGACUGACAGCUCAACAUGUUGUGUAUUAUAGCCAUGUAUUAUAACUUUCA